Molecule: messenger RNA, 5968 nt
Organism: Nematostella vectensis (starlet sea anemone)
Lineage: Eukaryota; Metazoa; Cnidaria; Anthozoa; Actiniaria; Edwardsiidae
Exons: 3
Coding region: 355-4830 (1491 amino acids)
Source: RefSeq, a predicted model, not a curated record
AAGAAAGAGUCUAUGCAAUAAACCGCUGGAUGAACAGAGCGCUUUCCCGCGCCCAAGCCCAUCACAGGAAACCCACCAAUGCAAAAUCAUAGCUUUCCUUUUUCUCAUUUCCAUUAUCUUGAGUCUCUAGCCUAUCUUUCAGUGUUCAUUUAUCUCUCGUAACGAUAUCUACGAAGUAUAAUUGAUCAUAUAUGUUUUCUUGCUUUUAUAUGCCCGUAUCUAAUCGUCCAAGUUACCGUUUUCGCGCCGGAACUCGGCAGGGACUGGAACGAGAUGAUUGUGGUUGUGACGUCGCUAGGAACAUCUCGCACGAAUUUGGCAAGCUGAAUUGACCGCCAAAAUACCUCUAAAAUCAUGCCAUAUAACAAAAAAUGCUGCAUCAAAGGCUGUGGGAGCAGACCAGAUAGAGAAAAGGGUAUUGCUCUUCAUAACUUUCCUCAUGGGAACGAUUCCUCCGAAGGAAAAGAGUUGCUUUUGCGAUGGAUUGACUUUGUCCAAGACAGGGACCCUGGCUGGGACACAACUCGAGUAAAAGAAGACGUAAUCUGUUCAAAGCAUUUUGCUGCCCACGAUUUUACAUCUAUGUUUAUGACACUGCCUGGUUUUAAUAGGCAAUUAAAGCCGACUUUAAAGAGAUUCCCACACAGCGGAAAAUGUGGUGUUUAUCCCAAAUUCUAUGUCGAUGAUACUGAAGAAACUGACCGGGGAAAUACUGCCACCGACCAACGGGGGAAAGCCAAAAGUGCAUCAACCUCCACACGUGGCACCUCUGAUAAAGAAACUAGUGGGAAAAAGAGAUCGCCGUGUUCACAACAAGGCGCAACAUCUUCUUCACUUCUAAGGGCCAUACGAAGAAUUGAAGAGGCCACAUCAGCCGAGACAAAAGAAGCACCCGAAAAGACAAAGAAACGGAGUAUGUCAAAUGUCCUUACAAAGACCAAAACAACAGACGACGUUGGUCCUGUUAGAAAAAAGAAAAAGACCUCAAAAUACUUAAAUAAUAAUACAGGCUCUACCACAUCCACCAACUCGGUAAAAACCACCCAGGGUAAAAAUUCAGUUUCCCCUUGUCAUCCCCUUGAGGGUGACAAAUUUUCUGAGAAUAGAGCAAAUGCGCAGCUAUCUUCAUUUCCUCUAUUACAAAACCGGCAGCUGAAAGUUCAGCUAACUCCAGUGGAUAGAGGCAUUUUAGCCUGUUCAGGUGAAGAUAACCAGGCACUAGGUGGGGGUCUAAAUGCCUCCCCUACAAAGAGCAAAGGUGAAAGGAGACAAGGGUGUCUCGGAAAUAACGAGAUCCAAGAAGCGUCUCCUGGGCUUUUACAGUGUCAUCAAAUUAAAAAGGAACCCCCAGAAGUCGUCGAAAGCCUGCCCUACCAAACACAGUCUUUGGAAAACCUAGCUUGCCAACCGGAAUCUGAAAACUCUGGAUUCCUUCCUUGUCAAGAGGAUGUUGACCGAGCAAUAAAGACUGAAACAAGUGUAGAUGUGUUGUGUGACUCUUUAGAUUCGAUCGUAGAGCAAGUUGAGAAUGAUAUUAUACAGAAGCGAGUGGAAUUGACUGCCAAAAAAGCCAAGAAGCUCCAAGAGACGCUAAGGUCAGAACAGCGCCAAAAGAAAGCAAUAGAAAAUAAGGCAAGGUUAGAGGAGAGGAAAAAAAUACUCGAAAAGGAAAGAAUGCUGAAAGAGCAAGAGAGAGAAAGAGAGAGGAGAAAAACUAUGAGGAUGAAGGAACUAAGAAUGCAAGAAAGACAGAUUAAAAUAGAAACGUUUUAUACACAGACGAGAGUCGACCAACUUGAGAGAAAAAUUAAAGCAAAGAGACAAGAAAAUGAAAGCAGUGCGGCGGAGGUCAAUAAACUGGUAGAUCAAUUACAAAGAGCAGUGAUCGCGAGAAAGCCAUUGAAAGCGGAUUUUCCUAAAGGCAUUCUUGCUUCACAUGUAAAGCAAGUACUUGAGCAUCAUUUGGUAAACGAGGCCUCUGGUAAAGGUGGGUUUACUACUGGGAAAGUAUCCAUUAGUGUUGAUUCGCCAACGGACUUGUACCUUGCUCUUGCUAAUAGAGGUGUUCAGAAGAAACUAAUAGAUGGACGGCUCAAUGACAAAGAUGUUGAUAUGUUUCCAGCAGUGUCUUUACAUUGCUCCGAGCAACAGUCAUCCUCAGCAGUUGAAAAAUAUUCGGCGAACAACAACAGACACAUAGCAUCCAACCAAAACAGUCGGGAGCUAUCAACCGUGAGUUCAACUCAGAACAUCGUGGCACCCACACAUCUGCACCAGGGUGCCUCACAGAAUUUUCAAGGAAGUCGGAAUAACACACAAGCAAAUGAUCUAUCUGUGAGUGGAGAACAGAGAGCGUCAGAGUCUCAACAAGAUGUAUGUAACCAGCGGCGAACAAAUGGAAGGUUGACCAGUUCAUUAAAGGAUUUACAAAAAGCUACUAAAAGCAGUUGUGUUACUUCCUUUUCUAACUUGUCUUCUUCGGAGUAUUUGCUACUUUUAAAAGCAAAGGAACCUCAGCUUAUAAGGGAUUUGGAAUCAGAAGAAUAUACCGAGCAAGAGCUGAAAGUCAGGAUACGAUCACUGAAUAGUGAAAUCCGGGAUGCUAUCGAUAGAACAGUUUCGGUUUUAAAUGACAAUAAUUUUAGAGUGGACAUUGAAAGAGCACUUGAAGAAGAUGAGAAUUCUUUUGUCGUUGAUAUUAAAGUGAAAAGAGGCGUGCAUCGAAAGGAUACCGAAGAGGUGAACUCCUGGGUAAAGCUGGGUAAUUCCCAGCUUUCAACACCUGCCAAAGAACGUGCAGUUACUGCUGAGCAAACUUCCAGCGCUACUGGAACAGGUGCUAUCCCUGCUAAUAUUGGAGAACUAAUAAAAACUACCUUAGGUCGUGAAACAGCUGUGGAUCGAACUGCUCAAAAUGCUGAGGCAACAAAUAAUCCCACGAUUCUCGACGGCAUUUGGGUGUGUCCUAGUACAACAUCGAGCUCUGAUACUCACAUGGUUGCUGCUGGUAUGGCCGUGGGGGAACCUGGCAUUACUGCUCAAGUAUCAAAAGCUUCUAAUGACACGAUAAACACCUCUGAGUCGGCACAAAGUAGAAAUGAAGAAUCUUUUGCCGAUAAAAAUGGCAUUUCCGAUAGCAGGGGUAAUGAGAAAUUGAAUGAAACUGGUAAGAUCCUGAAAUCGUCAAGAGUUGUUCUUGAGGCUACAGUACAGGUCAGCGGCAUGGCUAACCGUAAGAGUACACCACAAGAAACCCAAGACACUCCUAAGAAACUGAUCGUCUGUAGUGUGCCUGUUAAAAAGAGAGAAGAGCCUAACGACGUCUCUCCCAACACAACCAUAAAACAGGUAAAAAUGCUGGCAUUUGAUGUCAUGCCUAACGAGCCGGGCAAUGUACCUUUAACGUCUGCAAACCCUAAUGAGCAAGUAACAGAAAAAGAGCUUGUAGGUACUGAUGUGACGCCUAUGGAGCAAGUUAAAUUCGAUGGUCCUGAUGUUACUGCGCCCACUAAACGGGGAUUUGAUUGUAUACAUGAUGCGCCAACCAUUGAAAGUGUUGGACCAAUAAUGUGCGACGUUGCUGUUGAUGCAACUCCGGCUAAGCGAAAAAAGGUAUAUCUAACGUAUGUCGAAAGUCGGCAGACCGAUAGUAGUGCAAAGGUGGCAUCUGCUGCAAGUACUAAGAUGACAGAUAUUAGUGGAAACCCAAACACUCCAGAAGCUGAGUUUCGAGUAACACCUGAAGAAACAUUGCAAGCAAAGCAAACAAUAGCUGAAGAAACAUUGAAGGAAACAAAAGCUACAACUGAAGAAACAUUUCAAGCAAAUCAAGCAACAACUGAAGAAAAAUUGCAGGCGACAGAAGCGACAACUGAAGAAACAUUGGACGAGACACAAGCGUCAACUGAACGAACAUUGCAGGCGAAACAAAAAAUAACUGAACGAACAUUGCAGGCGAAACAAAAAAUAACUGAAGGAACAUUGCAGGCGAAACAAGCUACAACUGAAGGAACAAUGGAGGCAAAGCAUGCAACAACUGUAGUAACAUUGCAGGCAACACUUGGGCCGACUGAAGAAACACAGCAAUUGACACCAGCGACAGCUGACAAAAGCUCGCAGAUGUUAAUGGAAUCAGCCGAAGUAAUAAAGCAAACAACACCAGAGUUGACCGAAGCAACAUUACAAGCAACUCUAGGAUCGUCUGAUGAAACAUUUGAAAAAGCAACUGAAUCACCUAAGGCAACAUCGCAAGUAAUAUCGGAGUCAGUUGAGGCAACAUUACCAACAGCAAUUCCAGAUUCUGCUGAGGCAACAUUGAAAUCAAUGACAGAUUAUUCAAAGACAGCAGCGCAAUCAGAGCUAGAAUCUACUGAGGCAAAAUUUCAAGCAAUGCCAGAAUCUUCUAAGGAAGCAUUGCAAGCAACACUAAAAUCAAAUGUUACAGAGAGCUACUCUAAGAAGCCCAAGACAGGUGACAAGAAACUAGUUGUUGGAGAGGUAUUUACGGUAUUCUACCCUGCGGACACAAAGGAAUAUGCCAGCCAAACCAACUGGCACGGUGAUAACCUAAAAAACACGAGGACUGCUAAACGCCAAGCUCAACGCCAAUCUGCCAACAUAGAGGUGAUUAAGGAUCUGAAGAGAACAAUCGAGAAGAUCAAACGACAAGCCGAGGUUAACGCUAGGACGUACGAAAAGGAAGUCAGGAAGCUGAAUAUAAAGGUAGAGAAACUGAAAACGGAAAAGAAGAAGAGAAAGGAACUUCGACAGAAGGAAAAAAAGAGGAGAAGGAAGUUGCAAAAAGAGAGAACACAAAGAAAAGAUGGAUAGAAAGUUAGAAGAAGCGGAAAAAUCACUGAAAGGGAAAGGAAAAUAAAUUAUGGGGUGUUCAGUGAAUUGGGUGAUACGUAGGACCGCAUGGCAAAUGGUUUACUGAUAUUUUCAUCAAGGUUUCGCCAUCAAACUAAACCCGCUUGAAUCACACGUUUGAAAUCAAUUCAUCCAACGAUAUUUUUGAAGGUGAAAUAGAUACUUUCUACUUCGAUGCAAGUCGAACCCGGGAACUUUGCUUUGGAUGAGUUUACGUUUACCAGUUUAUGCCCCAGAGCCGUAGCAGGCCAUGUAAAAUUGAAGGGGGGGGGGGGGGGGGGGCACAAUACAGAAACAUUAGAUGUAGAUGUUUUAUUAUUGGUACCAUAUACAUUUUGUUGCAUAGGUUAUUUCAACCAAUACAUUUCUAUAUUUCCUCUCCUUAUUAUAUUUCCUUAUUUUCUUUCCUUAUACAUAUACACAGAAAAAUGUGCUUUGCAACAGCCUCCCAAUCCCCCACACCUGCCACGGGCCCUAUGCCAACCUCUUUUGCCCUGGGUACCAGAGCCUCCAGACUUGUCUCGUCCAGUGACGCUCAUCCGUCGCCCCAUGUUGGCUGAGCAUCACAGGACGCGAGAAGUCUGGAGGCUUUGGUACCCAGGGCACACCUUUCAUCUCGAUGUUCUGUUGUGAGACAGAGCAAAAAAAUGGCAAGUUUUCCCAAAAUAAAUUCUGGUUAACUUCGGUAAGCUUGAAUUUUUGCACAGAGGUUCCUUAUGUCAUGUUAACCAACAUAUCAAAAAGUGUUUUUCUCUAAUGAAUUUGUCUUCGAGAUAUGAGGCUUGAAGUGCAAUUUUCAAAUGUUCAAAGUGUAAAUUCUUCUCGUUUGUAGGGAGAAGUUGGGCUCUGAUCAGAAAUUAAGCCAACUUUGCUCGCUAAUAUCUAAAUUUCAUAUCUCCUAAAUUUCUCCUAAAUUUGGAAUUAAGAUUUAGGUCAUAGAAGUCCUUGUAUGCGGAACCUUGAGCUUAUAUAUUAAGAAUUGGAAAAUUUCAUUCCAUUUUUUUGCUCUGUUCUGUUGUGAUUCAUCUCAUGUUGUAAAAGGGCUUUUAUUUGUUACACAUUAAGGUGUGUAUUACGGAAUAAAAGAGUACUGUCUGAG